ACCACUUUUUUUUAAGUAGGUUUACUCUGCUUUCUUCAUUUGACUUUUCUCUCUCCUUCUUUUUGAUACAUACACAAAUCAUAUAUAUACAAACACUCAUGUACCCACCCUUUUCCCCUAAUCAUCACAUAAUCAUUGUUCUUCUCUAGAAUUAUCAUCACAUUCACAUACACUCACACAUCUAUCUCUCUCUUUUAUAAAAUAUUCAUCUUAUAAAGUGGAUUCCAUGGAUAAUAGAUCGCCAAGAUCAAGAGGAAUCUUGGGUCCGAGACCAGCACCACUGAAGGUCCGUGGAGAUUCGCACAAGAUCAUCAAGAAGCCACCAUUGGCGCCGCAACAGCCGCCACCGCAACCACCACAAAUCCAUCAGCAAGAACAACGGCAAACGCGGCCGCCAGGUGGUCCAGUGAUCAUAUACACUGUAUCUCCCAAGAUUAUCCAUACACACCCUAAUAACUUCAUGACAUUGGUUCAACGUCUCACAGGCAAAACCUCUAGCUCCACAACAUCAUCAUCUUCCUCUUCUACAUCCAUCUCAGCACCAAACGACACGUCAGCAUCAUUUGAUGCAUCCCAUGGUUUGAUAUCUCCGGCGGCUCGGUUCGCUUCUACGGAAAGAGCUAAUACCUCGAACGAACUAGGGAAAUUUGUAGGAGGCGUAGGGACUAUGGAUCAAUAUUAUAAUCAUCUUCAUCAUAAUCUUCAACAACAACAUCAACAUCAUCCGAUCGAACGGCCAAGUUUUCACCAUGCUGGUAUUUUAUCACCUGGACCCACGUCUCUGCCGUUGAUAUCACCAGACUUCUUUUCUACGGUUGGACCUACCGACCCUCAAGGUUAUUCGUCUUUCUUCAACGACUUUAAUUCUAUCAUUCAGAGUAGUCCAUCGAGGAUACAGUCUCCUUCUUCGAUGGACGUUUUCAACAAUUUUUUUGAUUCUUGAUUGAGUUAUUAUAUCAAGUUGAACUAGUAUACGAGUCUUAUAGGGGAAAAGAAAGAUAAUGUUUUACGAUUUUAUAUCAUUUUUUAGAGACAUUCCAAUGGAAUGAGAGGGUUUCUUCUACUUGUUGCAUUAGUGAUGAUGACGUCAUUUUUAAUAUCAAUUUGGCAAUUUGAUGAUAUGUGUAUUCGUCUUUGGUGGGCGUCCCAGAUAUAUUAAAACUCUAUCUUUAAUGACUCCUUGUCCCAGAUAUAACUGCUAUAUAUAUGUGCUCAUCGACUAACCCA
Camelina sativa (false flax) is the source of this 1227-nucleotide messenger RNA. NCBI's taxonomy places the organism in Eukaryota, Viridiplantae, Streptophyta, Magnoliopsida, Brassicales, Brassicaceae. The record is from RefSeq and is a predicted model, not a curated record.